UGAUGGGCCCAGUUUAUGAGAACUUCAAGGGAUGCCACAGUAAAUGAAGCCAAUACAAUAUGUUCAGCGUAGAGGAUCUCCUGAUCUCUCAUGGAUACAAAUUAUCUAAAAAUCCUACCAAUUUGUAUGAGGACAGAAGCGAUGGAUUCCAGCACGAAGUUGCAGACAAGAGGUCCCGUCACGGAACUCUGAAUGGAUUUUUAACCAGCUCUGGAGCCAAUGCAACCAGCAAGAAGAUAGCUACCAAAAACUACCUGAACAAUAACGAAAACAGUCAUGUCAUCAAAGGGAAGCAUCCAGGACCCAGUUAUCCCAACAUUUUGCCACCUUUAGCCAGCAUGCAUGUAUCAGAAGUGGAGCUUUAUGACCGACCACAGUUAGGCUGGUCUUCACGCCCCAAGACGGACAAAGAUCUUGCCUACUGGAGAAGAAGAGGCCAAGAUUUUAGUGUGUUGUUGGGUUAUACUGAUAAGGGGGAGUCCCAGAUGAAAGGAAUGGCUGCACCUUGUGCCUUGUAUGGACGUGAUAAAGAAAGUCAGUGGGAGAUGGGAGGUGGGGUGGAAAACAUCAGGAGAACUGGGAUGCCAGAGAACUCGAAGCCCUCUGGUGACUACAGGUGGCAAAGUUUAAGGACAGAUCGUUGGAACCAACCAACCAAGUUUGGAGAACUCAUGUCUGAUGGUGAUAUAAAGAGGCGACCUCACAAUACCUAUUCAGUGCGGCAAGGUGAUACUACAGCUACUUCUCACACCAAGGGGAAGUCUCAGUCGUUGCCAAGAGUUCUUUCACCAGAGAGCCUCAAAUGUGUUGACAUGCCCUCCCUAGUUACUCAUAAACACUCACUCAGUGCAACUAAAACAGUAUCUUGCCCUCCAUCUGGAUUAAGCUUGGAAACCUCCCAACACUCUGACCCGGGAUUCCCCUUCCUUCCUUUGCCCAAGCCUAAAUACGGCAGACCACUGAAGCCUCCUUCCUAUGAACUUCACCAACAAAACAGGGGAGCCCUGGAAACCAACACGCUUCAAGAUGAUCUGCGAAAAGAUGGAACGGCCUUCUCUUUGACCAAAGUUAAUGAUCAGAUGCAGGAGGCUUGCAUCCAAGACUCUAGCCUGGAGCCCCCUUUGUACGUCCCUCCUCCAUGUUAUAAAUCUCCAGCUCAGCAAACUAUAAAUCAACAUUUGCCCGGUGAAGUGCCUGACUAUGGUAUGUGCUUUAAUAACGGUAUGCAGAGUCCAAUAGAGAGGACUGUUGGUAGUCACCAGCCUCCUGAGGAUACAUUUAAGACUGCACGUGAACACUGUAAAGAUAAACAAAUUCCUCGUGAUAAGAAAUGCCACUCUCAGCAUGUGGAGGGCCACCUGUCUUCUGUCCUGUAUAUUCCCUUUGAUGACCCUCGGAUCCGGCAUAUUAAAAUCGCACAUCCAGAUGGUCUUCAGAACAAUGAGAGAGUGUCUGGGGAUGCCAACAGUUCACGUUCCUAUGCCUUUCAAGGUUGUCCUCUGGAACUAGAGUAUGACAGUGCCUUUUCAGACACGACAGACUCACUAAAUCCUUCUGUGAGAUGCAGCCAGGACACUGGCAGCUCUGCACUGGGCAGCAGAUGGUUAGCAGAGUCUAAUGUAGAUCAGGACGGUUGUGCCUUGUCUAUCCAAAGAGAGGGUCAUGACGCAAGUCAAGACUUGAAUCGCAAAUGCUCUAAAGGCAGAGGGUCUGCACACAGCCCUCCUGCAGAACCCCCCUAUGAGACUGUGACUAAAGUAAAAACAUUUGAACCUGGAUCUGAGAUGCACAGCAGGAGGAGUUCAAAGAAAAAAAGGAACGAAACAAUAUUUUGCUUGGUAUCCAUCCCAGUUAAAUCUGAUCUGAACCUGCCAGAUACGGACGGGAACAACAACUUAACGCAAGGGGCUGUGGAAAAGAAUGGGUUUGAUAACAGCGGGGUUCUGCAGGAACAAAGUCUCCUAAGUACCUCUUCUACAGACUUGGAACUCCAAGCCCUUACAGGAAGCAUGACCAACAAGAAUGAGUUGCACAAACAAGAGUUGUGGAAGCCAGAGUUCAAACGAAUGAAUGAUCUCAGAUUCUUGCAGCCUGCAGAGCACAAGGAACACCCAUACUCUGGCUCAUGGCCAGGUGAACAGUACAAGGACCAACAAACACAGACCAGCUUCGUGGAGGAACCCAAGACCCCGAAGCUUCUCCAUAGCUUAGAACCAAGGGGAUCAAAUACACAGUCAACAUUCCAGUUACCAAGAUAUGGGACUUCCACCACAGAGCCAGUACUGACAGUGUUGCCUGCUAGUAACAGAAAAUGUGGGCAGGUCGCCUCCACUGUGAAAGAUCAGGGAUGUCUUGAUAGAUCGAGCACUGCUGUGUGUUCUGAGGUUGGGACUUCUAGUCCAAAAGCAUGCCAGAAUCUGCCUUGUGCUUCAUGCACAACUCUUCCUGGGCAGGAACAGGAAACGGGUUCUCCCCUGAGGGAGGAAAUAAGUGCCCCUUGCAGAAGUAAGGAACUAUUCGGGCAGUUCCUCUUAAAACCUGUAAAUCGCCGUCCUUGGGAUAUAAUAAGUGAGCUAGAAAGUUUUAACAAAGAGCUUCAAGAACAUGAAGAAAGCAGUGAUGAUAGUGUGGAGAGUGACAGCAAGUGGGAUAGAGCAGAGGAGGAGACAGCAGGAAGAAAAGAGAGAGGGACUUUUAGCAAUGAUGAACCAAGCCAUGACCAUAGACCUGGUAUGCAGUCAGAGGCAGUGAUGCCAGUUGCUCCUGUAUUUAAACAAGAAAAGGGUAAAAGCCUGCCUGGAAGUUUAAAUGCAUCUGCAAAUUCAAGCUCCAGAUCCAUACCUAGUGGCCUGCAUGGAAGUGCUGGAUCACAAAGCUAUUUCCCAAUCAAAAAGAAAGAUGAAGUUGUUAGAACAGCAAACGGGUGCCUUGUUGCAGAACCAAGAAAACAGGAGGUUGGGGGAAGGAUAAUAAGGCAGACGCUUAGUCCACACCCAAGCAAAAGAAUUUUGUCUGAUAGCUACGAUGAUGAUAAGGAUCACUCCAAUCCAUUCAACAGCAUUGAUUUCAGGGAAGAAAGCCAUUUGCAAAACUACAGGGACAAUUUAGUUGACGUAGAGAAGGUGAAGAAAAAUGCAAUGCCCAGGAAUAAUAUACCUCUGGAAAGAGGGUCCGCAGUACGAUUGUCUUUAACUAAUAGGAAUCAAGGUCUCUCUGAGCCAGACUUGAGAUCUGUGGGGCUUGAUGAUACUCAGGGUCCUGAACUGGAUUGUUAUGGAAACCCUCUUGCUUCUGCGAUUCCACCCAACGAAUCGCUCCAGGCAAGAGCAGCCAGGAUCUUGGGUAUAGAUGUACCCGUGGAGUCUCUUGUGCCCAAAAGUAAAGUGCCUCGGGGAGACCAUUCACGUUCUGAGAACACUCUCCAGAGCUCUGAAUUGUCAACUGAAAAGGAGGCCGUGGAAGCAAAAGCAGCAUCUUAUGAAGGAAGGCGAAAGUGUGGCUGGACAGAAAGCUCUUUCUUUGUUGGAGAUAGAAACACCUCAGUAGGAUCUGUGGAAGACUCAAGCUCUGCUCAAGAAAAUUUAAUAGCCGAACAGCAUUUUGAAUACCAUCAAGGUCUUGAUAGACAAGGAAAAGACCAGACAUCCCCUCUUGAGUCCAUGGUGCUUCCAUUUGCCGAAAGAAACAUGGUUCCAUCCAGUUCAGAAAAAAGAGCCAGAAGCACCUCAAAGGUGAUCGAGACCUUGCAAGGCAAGCUGGCAGCUCCUCCUAACCGCGCCGCCAUGGAUCGCCUGGUGAGGAUGAAAGAAGUUCACUCCGUUUCUCGCAUGAGGAGGCUAAGCAUCAAAAACACAGAUUCGGGUGAGGAUGGAGAUGAAGAGAAACAGUCCAAAGGGCCAGAAGAAAAAGGAGCUGAGUCCUCUUCAGGGCGUAGUGAACUGCCCCGUAGACUUUCUCAUGGGAGUUCAGUUUCCAAGCGCAUCAUCUCACUGGCUGAAAAUGGACUCUCGGACAACAGAAACGAAAAGAAAACUGGAAAAGAUGUAUUUUGCUCAGAUGCAUACGAUCCCACCAGAGUUGAAAGGGUAUGAUACAAAAACGAUGCAAAUCUCCAGAGAUGUCUACCUUUCUUGCUGGUUUCCAACACAGGGAGAUGCUUUAAAGCCUCCAUGUGUUGAGUGUCUCGACAAAGCCUUCAUCUUUGCCAGUGAGGGGAUAUAAGUCCUUCAUAUUCCGCUGCAUUGUUAUGGAGCCUGCAUGAAAGAUGAAAGAGAAAGGAGAAGUCUCUUGUUUUGGAACUCUCUCUGUCUUUUUGGUUUGUGGGACUUUUCUUGUGCAUUAAGACUUAAUCCUGCUACUUGGCAUCAACUGGUCAUUUUUGAACUGCGCUGAGCAGCGUUCAGCUAGGGUGGUAAACAGGAUGGAGCUGGGAGGGGGGGUCUGGGAAGGCUGGCUUGUGCCUCUGUGUAGAAUGUAAACAAGGGAGAUUAGCGAAAUGAUUUUUUGAAAGACUGUCAGCUUCUCAGCGGAAUAUCUGAGCCUCUGGACGCUCAGCUUUGUCCAUUAAGCAGGAAGCAAAAGGGCCGUUCUGCCUUCCCCUUUAAAUUCAAGGAAAUGCAAGCCAAUGGGAUCGAAGGCUGAUUGAGUGACAGUGAAAUCAGCUUGGACUUUGAACAUCUUAGGGGCCUUUGGUUUCACGUUUUGUACUUGCUUUGUGCAGAGGAAAACAGAUGCUCCACAAAACCAUUAAAACACAGCCGGGGGGGUUGUCCUGCAAACAGUUACAGCCUAUUCAGCCACUACUGUAUUACUAACACGCUGUUUCAAAGCAACAUCAUUACCACCCUAGCUGCUGUUUUGUACCGACCUUUACCUGUUUAAUUCUAUUUUUCUAGCCUUUUUCAUCCCUUGUCUUAGAUUGGACUAGAAAUUCAUUAUGCGAUAGAACUGUUUGUUUCAUACAGUGGAUCCGCUGAACAAAGCAACUUUUAAAUGGAAGGUGAUAUAUUUUUCUAUGGUAUAGGCAAUUUGCUCAAUGUUGAGGAGUUGUAUCUUCUUUUUUUAAGCAGGUAGUAUUUUUACAGAAUGGCUUUUGUUCUUGUAAGCUGUGCACAUUUCCAUUUUAUUCUCCAGUCCACAAAUGGCAACCUGUUCUGUCUAUUGUAAAAAAAGAAAGAAAGGAAAGGGAUGUGUUUAUGUGCAUAUGUAGAUAUGUAGAUAAAUAUAUAUCUCGUAUAAAACAAAUACAUGCAUAUUUAAGCUUAGCUUCUGGAUGUCUUAUCAGCUGGAUCGUUGCCCUUCAUUGAGAACACAGCUGAAAAAGGCUAGAGAUGGUUUCUUGCUUUUUAACAAUCCAUUGGUAUUUAUUUACCAAAAAAGUCCACACUGAUAGGAAAGAAUUUGUGGUGGUGAUGCUAAAGACUCCAAGAAUUACAAUGCUAUCAACAGAAUAUGACUCACACAGCCUGUUGCCUCUUCCUUAGGUCUUGAGAGAAUCCUGUUUCAUCCCUAUCUAAUAAUAAGGAAUAGUGUGAUGUACAUCUCUGCACCUGCAUUCAAAGUACCUACAGCCCACAAUAAGCCAUAUAAAUGGUACAGACCAGCCCAGAAAGAUUCAUUUUCCUUUGGUAGGCAUUGCAAAGGGGCUCAGGGAAUACCAAUUCAUGAGUCCAGGAUCAGACCCUAGUAUAAUUGCCAUAACAAAAGUGGAUCCACUUGAGCUGAGGUUCUUCCACCAAAUCUUUUAAGCACCCAACUUGACAGAGUAGCUCAUAGGAUUAGGCUGUAACUCUCUGUUCAUAGAUAUAUAUGACUAUGCAUAGAACUAUUUUUGUCACCUUUUGGAAAACAAGAGAACCUUGUAUAUUAUUCUAGGAUUAACCCGUGCAACACUUAUUUAUAUAAUUUUUUUUAUUGAAAUCACAACAACUUUGGUGUCUUCCUGUGUUUACCUCUGCUGGCAUACUUCUGAAUAUGUAUUCCUGUCUUGUAUUCACCUUUUUGUGGUCUUAAAGCCAUACUAUCAGUUAAGCAUUCAAAUUUAAGAUGAUUUUGUUAUGUUAUCCUGUAAUUUGACCAAAUAUAUAACUAACUCACCUGUUGUGCUUUAGCAACCACAUUUGUUUAUCUGUAACAUGUGAUUCUAUUACAUAGAAUCAUUAAAUAUUUAAAGUUUGAUAUAUAUUAAACAA
This is a messenger RNA of Pogona vitticeps (central bearded dragon), 6191 nucleotides long. Lineage: Eukaryota; Metazoa; Chordata; Lepidosauria; Squamata; Agamidae. The record is from RefSeq and is a predicted model, not a curated record.